UUUGCUUUGUUGAUAAACAAAGCAGUACUAAAAAAUUUUAUUCUAGUGAAUAUUUUACAUUUCGUGAAAUGUCGUCAAAGAAUUGUAUAAAACUGGAAGUCUGUGUUGAUUCCAUCGCAUCAGCUGUGGCGGCUGCUGAAGGUGGAGCAGCACGAAUUGAAUUAUGCUCAGCGCUAAGUGAAGGUGGUUUAACACCAAGUGUUGGUACACUGAAAAUACUUAAAGAGAAAUGUCUUAACAUUCCAAUAUUUUGCAUGUUACGACCAAGACGUGGAAAUGACUUUAUUUAUUCGACACUAGAAAUUCAAGCUUUACUUGCCGAUAUGGAUAUACUCCGUGAACAAGGUGCAGAUGGCUUUGUCUUCGGUGCUCUAACGAACGGACAAACUGUAAAUACGGAGCAGUGCCAAUAUGUUUUACAGCAAGCAGCUGGUCUGCCAGUAACAUUUCACCGUGCAUUUGAUCUAACUAAUCCAAUUUGUAUGGACGAAACUGUUUCACAAAUAAGACAUCUUGGUUUUAAACGAAUAUUGAGUAGUGGUUUUUGUCAAAGCGCAGAAGAAGGUACUAACAAUUUGGCAAAACUAAUUGCGAAACAUCAUCGUGAUAUAAUAAUAAUGCCUGGGGCAGGUAUUAGUGUUAGUAACUUAGAUGAGAUUCUUACAGCUACUAAAUGUGCUGAAUUUCACGCCUCUGCGAAGAAAGAAGCUGGUGAAAAUAUUAAUAUUACAAAAAUGGAUUGUGAGAUUUCUAUGGGAAAACAAGAUAUUGAACCUUAUUCAAUAACAGAUGUCAAUGUUGUACGAAAGAUGGUAGCUAUUGGUAGAGCAGUGACUGGAGAAUAAUUUUUAAUUGAUUUUAUUUAUAUAUCAUAUACAUAUAUUAUAUACCAUAUAAAAUGUAUGAUGCAAAGUACUUGUCGAUGAAUAUUUUCAACAAAUUAAAUGCCAUUCAAAGAA
Messenger RNA from Teleopsis dalmanni, 959 nucleotides. RefSeq names its product copper homeostasis protein cutC homolog. The record is from RefSeq and is a predicted model, not a curated record. Lineage: Eukaryota; Metazoa; Arthropoda; Insecta; Diptera; Diopsidae. Gene Ontology annotation, molecular function: copper ion binding. The transcript has a single exon. Bases 69 to 845 code for a protein of 258 amino acids.